AGUCGCUCCAAGCUUACGGGAGGAAAAGGUCGCGCUGAGCAAAAACCCACGCGCACGAGUCAAUUUAAAAAUAUAAAGUUAUUUCCGAAUAUCCUUAACCGAAACCAUAAAUCAAAACAUUAAUGAUUCACUCGCACAACCGUUCCAUAACCGUAAAUAAACAACGUGAAGUUAAUAGAGACUUGUAAAUAAUCGAAUUUUGAAAAUCAACCGUUUAACAUCGUUUAAAAGCAGUCAAACAAGUGUAAUAUUUAAACAGAGUAAAAUAAACAAAACACGCCGUGAUUGGAAUCUGUUUGCUCGAUGACUGUGCAGCCAACACAAAAAAUAAUAAUUUAAAAAAUGGAUUGGCGGGAGAAACUUUUCGGAAAAGUGCUAGUGAAAUGCGAUUCUCCAGGAACUAAGAAUGGAAAAUUUGAGAAUGUGCCUACUUUAGAAGCGUUGAGUGAUUGUGUCGAAGAAGGAGAAGGGGCUAUUUGUGGGAUAUACUUUUCUUUUGCGAAUAUAAGCGAUACAAGUGAUGAUUUUGGUGUGAGGCUUGAAGAAUUGUAUAAAGCAGUGCAGCCUCGUUUGAAGGUAGUCCAAGUGGUUUUAUGGGCUCAUGUUGGGACUCCUGAAGGGCCUGUGGAGCGGGAGGCGGGAUUUCGAAGGAGUUUGACCGGGAAACCUUGGCUUGCAGUUCCGUUUCAUGAUGUGGACACUAAGCGUCGUCUCACGCAAAAAUACAACAUAGCUGUGGGAGUUCCAAUGCUGGUGCUCCGUGGCCGGCCUGUUAGGGACGCGCUACUGUCAGACCCCGUGGGAGAGAAGUUCCCGUGGCCCGCCCCCCCGGUACACGAGCUGCUGAGAGGCGUGCAGCUCGAGGGUGGGAAGUGCAAGCUGUAUGAGGAGCUGCCGAAUGACAGCGUCAGGAUUUUCUACUUCGCUGCGCAUUGGUGUCCGCCAUGCCGAGCAUUCUCGCCCAGCCUCUGCGCAGCGCUCGCUUCAGUGCGCAAGCGACGGGCCAAGUACGCCAACACGCAACUCAUACUGGUCUCCAGUGACAGGAGCGAGCAAUCGUACAACCGUACCCUCCAGUCAGUGUUGCCAGUCGGCGCACUAUCCGUUCCCUGGUCUUCAUCAGACGCACGACUGGCGCUGCCAGAAGCUUUGGGGGUCGCUGGUAUCCCGGCGGUGGUGGUCACUGAUGGCGCUGGGAAGGUGCUGACGCUGAAUGGGAGACAGCAUCUAACGACUGACCCUUUGGGCCUGAACUUCCCUUGGGGUCAACGACCCGUGUCGGUGCUGACAGAGCAGGCUCUGUUGAAGAUGGCGCGCCAUCCCGCGCUCGUGUUGUUCAUCGACGAUGAGGACUCUGAAAUAGAAUUCGCCGAAUCUGUCCUCACGCCAUCCGCUGAAUCAUACUACGAGGAAUGCAGCAUCCAAUUCCCAGGUUUCUGUCCUUACCAGAAUUCCUCUGACGACGAAACCAUAGAUUUUGACUACCCGACAUCACGACACUCAAGACUGAAGAAGAAACCAUUUAAACACACGAUGUUUUACAUAGGAAUUGAUGGGACAGACAGCGCUGACAUGCUGCGAGAGCACAUUGGAUUAGAUGACGCUGUACCGUUGCUCACAGCCAUAGAUUUCCCAAAGCAACGUAUGGUGACCAUGAACUUUGGUGACGAAAUCACCACAGAUUCAGUGCAAAAUUUUGUCGAUGGUUACUUGAGCGGUAACGCCGUUUUUAAACCUCUCAAACCAUAUAGCGAAAAGUGUUAGUUUUGUAAUAAAUGUUGUUGUUUUAGGAAUUCCCUAUUGCACACGCAAUAAGGAAUUUUUGUAUGUUUUUUUUUUAUAUUGUACCUAACAUGUACAUAAAAGCUUUGCCGCCUUUUGCUAUGUCAAUUAAAACGUUUAUUUUAGAAUACUUUAUUAAUCCUUUCAUUGUGUAAGCAUUCGUUUGUGAAAAUAUACAACAAUGUAGUAUAUUCGGGUGCCGACAUAUUGGGAAAAAUCGUUUUCCAUAAGAUAAAAAACUUCGAAAACUAUGGAAUACGCCUCACGCUGUAAAUUUUUUUUUAAAAAUGCUCGGAACACUUCACACGUGAAGACUUUUUAAAAUAUGGACUUCAUACAGGUAAGAUCUUUAGUCAAAAUAAGUUUAUAUCAGUUUAUGACCACAGUUGACCAAAUAAUGCAGAACAUAACCUAAAAUUAAGUUAUUAUUUUCAGGAUAAUCCACUAAAUCCUUCUUUUUUCACAACACCAUUGUGUAGAAGGUAUUUUUGGUCGUAAAUCUGCAACAAUAUUGAAAAUUGGCGCUUUUUGCCUCCAUUGGCAAUGUUUGUGUACCUUAGUUUUACCAGUAACGCCAUCUAGCAAAAAGCGGCAAAGCUUUUGUGUACCUAACAUACAGUGCUGUCUGGCGGGAUAAAUGUGCAGUAAUACUCCCUAUUCGUCCCGAUCGAAUUCUUUUUAUGUUUUUGUCGACCUAAUGUGUGUUGUCUAAUCAUCAGGCCGGACUCUGGAGGUCCUGGCUUCGAUCUGCAGUCAGGUCAAGAUGGAAUAUAUAUAUAUAAAGGGUCUUUUUAGAUUAACCUGGGUUUUAGAUGUUUAUGUAGUUUUAUAUUUAUAUGUUAUAAACAUUUAGAAUCUAUCGUUGAGUUAGUAUCCCAUAACACAAUGAACUUACUUUGGGGAUAACACAAUGUGUGAUUUGUCCAGAUUUAUUUAUAUGAUUGUUUAUGUUAUUAUCAACACUGUUAAUAUUCAAGUCGCGACUAUCUACCGAUGUCUAGUGGCAAGCAGUCGCAUACACACUGUAAAACUAAAUGGUACCUUGUGUACGUAUACCAGUGUGCAGGCUAAAAUUUUUCAAGAGCCCUAAAAAAUAUUUUUAUUUUUUUUUAUAUGCGCAUGCACAAUGACCAAAUGCACUUCUAGCACACAACAAAACAUAAAAUCAAGCAAACGAAUAUUAAGUUACCUACCUACCUCAUGGAAUUAAUAGGUACUCCGUCGAAGUACGUACUAAAUCCAUGACCUAUGUACAUACAUAUUAUUCGUUUGUUUAAUUUCCCGUCAGUGACACCUGUCUGCUUGACGUUACGCGUGCGCAUGCGCGCUCGUGUCCCUCGCGCUGACGUAGCCGCUGCGGUGGCGCUAGUCUCGCAAUGUUGCCAGUGUGUAAUUAUAUGUUUUUUAUUUUGUAAAUAGCAAUAAAGUAGAAUUACUAGAAAUGUUUAAUGCCGGCUCUGCACUGUCGCCGAACUAGAAUUCAUGCCGUCGCGAGAGCGCGAAGCGCGAACAUUGCGUAGUUUGUAUGACUGGUUUUAUUUAUCACUCUAAUUUUUACACGCAAUGAAGAACCAGUAAUGUAUGCCAAAUCGCCAAGUUAGUGAACUGCUAGCCUACCAUCAACUUUUACGGAAUGAUUGAAAUGCAACACAGUUUAAUAAGAACCUAAAAUGAAUCUUAUUCAUACUAAAAAUUUACUCGAAGAUCACUGAACCAGAUCGAAUCAAAAGAUGAUGGUGAGCCCCCUGGUCUGCGAUAGUAUGGAGCUGGAAUUAUCUAGGAAAAUAUGUAUAAUGUGUUAAUUAGCUAAAAUAACUAAUAAUUAAUAUAAAACGCACGAAUGUCGAUCUCUGAAAUAUGUAGUCAUUGAUUCCCACGAUAAUGUUAUGUAAGAUUAUAACCACACUUAACUAAAGACAAGAAAACUAAAAACGUCGUGUCAUCGUAUCCAAAUGAGAUAGAAGAUUUCUAUUGGUCACAUGGUAAGGUACAAACAUUAUUAUUUUUCUUUUUUGUUGAUCUGUGGGGACAAAAAAUGGCACUAUGUCGUGUAUUUCUCGCUCUAGUGUGUGCGAAACCAAAACAUUUUCUCUGUCGAGAAAUACACGAAAAGAAACGAGACGCUAAUAUCUUUCGUCCCUCAUCACGCGCCCGGCUCAAUCUGCCAAUUUGUAUGAGAUUACGCGGAUUUUGUAUAUAUUUGUGAAUGAGACGGGAGCAUAGUCGAUUACAUAUUACGAUUUUAGUUUUUAUAUGACGUACAUACAUACACAUGGUCCGACUAAUUAGGAAUGCCUAGAAUGCCAAAGAACGUUCAAAGUGAAGAAGAAAAACUAGGAAAGCGGAUCCUGGGUUCCGACAAUGUGCGCCUGAAGAAGAAACCGGGAAAACACACCGACGACGUAGAGAGAGAGAAUGAAUAAAUACAGAACGUACCUAAACCUAACACUUCAUUUUUAACAGUUGUAUAAGAUGCUCGCCAGGUCGGGUAGGUAUACCUAAGUGGUGUAUCUACCUAAGUAGAUAAUUAAGUAAUAGUUAUUUUAAGGCCCUGUUUCACCACUUUCUGAUAAAAUAUCAUAUUGUAAUAUGACAGGUAAAUUAACAGCACUUCUAGAACACAAUUUUUAACGCUGUCUGUUCGAUAUGUUACUUUGUCAGAGAGCGUAGAAACAGGUCUAUAUUUUUGAAUGAAAUACAAUUUCUACUUUCAAUGCAAAUCCAAAGAUGUUGAUGGUUUUAACUACUUUUUGUAAUUUCACAUAAUCAUUAUAGGUAAAUAAUAGGUGGAUAUUAAAAUAAUUUAAGCA
Plodia interpunctella (Indianmeal moth) is the source of this 4592-nucleotide messenger RNA. Its product is annotated as nucleoredoxin-like. Gene Ontology annotation, molecular function: thioredoxin-disulfide reductase (NADPH) activity. Gene Ontology annotation, biological process: negative regulation of protein ubiquitination; negative regulation of Wnt signaling pathway. Gene Ontology annotation, cellular component: nucleus. The coding region runs from base 343 to 1764 and encodes 473 amino acids. NCBI's taxonomy places the organism in Eukaryota, Metazoa, Arthropoda, Insecta, Lepidoptera, Pyralidae. The transcript has 6 exons. The record is from RefSeq and is a predicted model, not a curated record.